AUGACGGGCCUAUUUACCGGGCUGUGGAAAACUUAUUAUUGGGCCAUGGCUCAGGUCAUUUGGGCCACAACAUUAACACCGGCUAUGGCUACCUCAACUCCGUCUUCCCCGGCUAAUGUCCAUUUGUCCAUGCAUCUGGUUGCCAUCUACAACAUCGGAAUCUAUGCUCGGCCCCCGUCGUUUUUGGACCCAAUGACGGCUUUGAUUACGAACUCCGGCGAGCUCCAUCGUCUCGCCAGUCGGAUUUUUCGGCUUCCAUUCGGACUAUUCUGGAAAAUCGCUACUUCCCCUUCAAUUUCCGGCGCCGUCCAUGCACCUUCACUAAAUUGCUUUGUCUAUUCUUUUUCCCACCCCAAGACGAUUCUAGCGCAACCCUUCAAACCCUCGACCGCGUCCAUUCUGCGAUUAGUCCAUUUCGUCGUCCUUCGUGAGCUAUUUUCCGUCCAAGUCUCUGCAGUUCCACCUCCGACGGCCUAUCCGUGGCGGUCUUCUGCCACCUCAGCUUUACCGUUCUUGCAUGAGAAGAAUUUCAGACAGACAAUACCUCAAGUUAAGGUGGCCGACGGCCAAGAUAUAACCUACGAGGCGGCCACCAUCACACUCCGGCGGGCUGUUCAUUUCUUCUCAGCCCUGCAAGCGAGCGAUGGUCACUGGCCGGCAGAAAAUGCUGGCCCAUUGUUCUUUCUUCCACCUCUGGUUAUGGUUCUGUACAUUACUGGCAAUCUCAACACUGUUCUCUCAGGAGAACAUUAUCAUGAGAUUCUACGGUACAUAUAUUGUCAUCAGAAUGAAGACGGUGGGUGGGGUUUACACAUAGAAGGCCGCAGCACGAUGUUCUGCACAACCCUCAAUUACAUUUGCUUGCGUAUAUUAGGGGAAGGGCUGGAGAACAAUAAUCCAUGCGCUCGAUCAAGAAAAUGGAUACUCGAUCACGGGACUGUGAAAAUGAUACCUUCCUGGGGAAAGACUUGGCUUUCAAUACUGGGCGUGUUUGAAUGGUCGGGAUGCGACCCGGUGCCCCCUGAAUUUUGGCUUCUGCCGUCUUUUUUCCCCGUGAAUCCAGGAAAAAUGUGGUGCUAUUCCCGAACAAUUUAUAUGCCACUAUCUUACUUAUACGGCAAGAGAUUUGUGGGUCCUAUUACUCCUCUCGUUUCAGAACUGAGAGAAGAGUUGUAUGAUCAGCCUUACGAAGAAAUUAAUUGGAGGAGCACACGCCACCUAUGUGCAGAGGAGGAUUUGUACUAUCCUCAUCCAUUGAUACAAGAUUUGAUCUGGGAUAGUUGUUAUGUGGUAACCGAGCCCCUAUUAACUCGUUGGCCUCUCAACAAGCUAAGAGAGAGAGCUCUCGGAGUUGUGAUGAAACACAUUCACUAUGAGGAUGAAAACAGCAGGUACAUCACCAUGGGAUGUGGGGAGAAAGUGUUGUCUAUGUUGGUUUGUUGGGUCGAGAAUCCUAACGGUGAUCAUUUCAAGAAGCAUCUCAUGAGAAUUCCUGAUUAUUUAUGGGUUUCUGAAGAUGGCAUGAAGAUGCAGAGCUUUGGCAGUCAAGAGUGGGAUACAAGUUUAGCUGUACAAGCACUGCUGGCUAGUGAUCUGACUCAUGAAAUAGGCGACACUCUUAAGAAAGGGCAUGACUUCAUAAAGAAGUCUCAGGUCAAAAAAGAUCCUUUGGGUAACUUUAGAAGCAUGUACCGCCAUAUUUCUAAAGGAUCGUGGACAUUUUCGGACCAAGACCAAGGAUGGCAAGUAUCUGACUGUACAGCUGAAGGACUGAAGUGUUGCCUUCUCUUCUCUAUGAUGCCUCCGGAAAUAGUUGGGGAGAAAAUGGAACCUGAGGGACUCUACGACGCUAUCAACAUAAUUCUUUCUUUGCAGAGCAAAAAUGGAGGUUUAGCUGCAUGGGAGCCUGCAGGAGCCUUGGAGUGGCUGGAGACACUGAACCCUAUGGAGCUUUUAGCCAAAAUUGUCAUUGAGCAUGAGCAUGUUGAAUGCACUGCAUCGGCAAUCCAAGCCAUUGUCCUGUUUAAGCAGUUGUACCCUGAGCAUAGAAAAGAAGAGAUUGAAAUCUUUAUCAGAAAAGCUGUGGCCUACUUGGAACAUGUUCAGAAGCCUGAUGGUUCUUGGUACGGGGAGUGGGGCAUUUGCUUUACAUACGGUGCAUGGUUUGCAAUUCGAGGGCUGACAGCAGCUGGUAGGAACUAUAGCAACUGUACUGCCAUUAGAAAAGGAGUCGAUUUUCUGCUAAAAUGUCAAGCUGGUGACGGUGGGUGGGGUGAAAGCUAUCUGUCCUGCCCAAAGAAGAAAUACGUGCCACUGGAAGAAAACCGGUCGAACUUGGUUCAAACUGCAUGGGCAAUGAUGGGUCUGAUCCUUUCUGGCCAGGGUAAUAGGGACCCAAAACCCCUUCACCAGGCAGCAAAGCUUUUGAUCAACUCUCAACUGGAAAAUGGAGAUUUUCCUCAGCAGGUAUAUAUAAGUACAUUUUCAUGGUUUGAAUAG
Messenger RNA from Striga hermonthica, 2499 nucleotides. The record is from the annotation of a GenBank genome assembly. Lineage: Eukaryota; Viridiplantae; Streptophyta; Magnoliopsida; Lamiales; Orobanchaceae.